This is a messenger RNA of Galendromus occidentalis (western predatory mite), 1314 nucleotides long. RefSeq lists its product as uncharacterized. The transcript has 7 exons. The coding region runs from base 1 to 1314 and encodes 437 amino acids. NCBI's taxonomy places the organism in Eukaryota, Metazoa, Arthropoda, Arachnida, Mesostigmata, Phytoseiidae. The record is from RefSeq and is a predicted model, not a curated record.
AUGGGGAUUCCAUCAGCUGUGUUGCUCCUCCUGGCUGCAUUGGUUUGCCGUAUCCACAGCUCGAAUGCUCUCGAUAUUGGAACUCCUGACGAGACACCUUCGCUGAAGCGCAAUAACUCUGCGCUACGCUUCUUCUAUCCGCGCAGCACAGAGGACGGAAUCCAAACUGUUUCUCGUCGGCGGCAGCUGCUGCAAGUUCGGAAAUGGGUGCGUCAGACUCUCGCCAGGAAGGAUUACGAAGUUUCAUUCAUGCCGCUUUGCAGUGACAAGGAACGCUUCCAGAGUCACAUUCAGAAGGCCAUCCUCUCUUCGUUGAACAGACCGACCACGUCCACGCCGCCUACAAAUGACAAGUUGAUACAUCUUACCCUGUAUCCUAGCUGCACCGGUCCGUCAGAUCAAGCUCAAUGGUUCCCGAAUGGUCAUCAAAGAUUCCAGUUUUACUUCCCUACAGUCCCGACGAGUGUCCGCUCUCCAACCCUACCUUUUUCUCAUCAGGCCCACUUGUAUUUGCGAACGAAGAAUCCCGUCGACAUAUCCAACAAGGCCAGUACUCCUAGUAGCCGCGGCUCUACCCCGAACGACGUCGAUGCAAACCUCGAUGCCGCGAACAAUGUGAUCCAAGUUAAUAUCGUUUCCCCCGGCGUAUACUUCCGGCAAUCCCAUCGGAUCGACCUGAGCAAUUCCUAUCCUUAUGUCAAAGUACCGGUACUGUUCUUCGUCGCGAGCUGGAUGGCUACCCACGACAAAGAACCGCAACGGCUGGAAGUGACUGUCAGCGAUCCCCACACGAAUCAAACCCUUAAUAUUGGCGAUUAUUUCGUUGGGAUGCGCUGCGCGACUGCAGAGCCAAAAUUGAGCCUUCCGACUAAAGUUGAUCACACCAGCCAUGAAUAUCUGGAGAGACUCGAAGAUUCCUUUCUGGACGUCUUAUAUUCGACCACAGACGCCUACACAACAAGUGCAUACUUCCGUAGUACCGGAAUCAGCAUGCGCAAUUUGAGCCGUUUGCCUCGCAGCCACCGAGCGAAAAAUCGCUUCGACCCCUCAUCGCUCGAGAAUGAGCUCCGUUGUAACAAACGCCGUGAAUUCUUGUCCUUUGCCGCGGCGGGAGCACCCUCGGUGAUUUCACCACGGGGUUUGGUUUUCGUGACCUGCGAGUGCUCUCGGAUAUGCGACGACAGCGACUCGAAACCAUGCGUUCCGUGUGAGGUCAGGGUUCUGAAGACCGCGACAAUUCCAGUACUUGAAGUUGACGGGAGCGAAGUCGUCAUGCGCGAACGCACGCUCCCUUCAGACUGCGGCUGCUUCUAG